CUCCUCUCUCUCUCUCUCUCACUUCCUCAGGCCCCACCGCCCCUGCUUCUCCAUUCUUGCAAUCCCCAUAUAUAUAUAUAUAUAUAUAUCGCUCUCUCCUCAGCUCUGACAUAUCAUUCAUCAUCUUCAUUCUUCUGCGUUGAUCACCCAUGGGGGGAGAUAAGGCUAUCAGCCUUGAGGAGAUCAAGAACGAGGCUGUUGAUCUGGAACGUAUUCCCAUAGAUGAAGUGUUUGAGCAAUUGAAAUGUACCAGAGAAGGUCUGUCCUCAGAGGAAGGAGCCAACCGGCUUCAGAUAUUUGGACCCAACAAACUCGAAGAGAAGAAGGAAAGCAAAAUACUCAAGUUUCUUGGGUUCAUGUGGAAUCCUCUGUCAUGGGUUAUGGAAGCUGCAGCAAUUAUGGCGAUUGCUCUGGCAAAUGGUGAUGGAAAGCCACCAGAUUGGGAGGACUUUGUGGGUAUUGUAUGUUUGUUGGUUAUCAACUCCACUAUCAGUUUCAUUGAAGAAAACAAUGCUGGAAAUGCUGCUGCUGCUCUUAUGGCUAGUCUUGCCCCUAAGACAAAGGUUCUUAGAGAUGGUAAAUGGACUGAGGAAGAAGCUGCAAUUCUGGUUCCUGGAGACAUUAUAAGCAUAAAACUAGGUGACAUCAUUCCUGCUGAUGCUCGCCUUCUUGAGGGUGAUCCUUUGAAGGUUGAUCAAUCUGCUCUGACUGGAGAAUCUCUUCCUGUGACCAAGAACCCUGGAGAUGAAAUCUUCUCUGGUUCAACUUGCAAACAAGGUGAGAUUGAAGCUGUUGUUAUUGCAACUGGCGUUCACACAUUCUUUGGGAAAGCAGCUCACCUUGUGGACAGCACCAACCAAGUUGGGCAUUUCCAGAAGGUUCUCACAGCAAUUGGGAACUUCUGUAUUUGCUCCAUUGCUGUUGGAAUGUUGACUGAGAUCAUAGUCAUGUAUCCUAUCCAACACAGAAAGUAUAGAGAUGGAGUUGAAAACCUCUUGGUCCUCUUGAUUGGAGGAAUCCCCAUUGCUAUGCCCACUGUGCUGUCUGUCACAAUGGCCAUUGGUUCUCAUAAGCUCUCUCAACAAGGUGCCAUCACCAAGCGUAUGACUGCCAUUGAAGAGAUGGCUGGCAUGGAUGUUCUUUGCAGUGACAAGACUGGGACACUCACACUUAACAAGCUUAGUGUUGACAGGAACUUGAUUGAGGUCUUUGCAAAGGGCGUGGACAAGGAGCAUGUGAUGCUUCUUGCUGCAAGGGCUUCCAGAACUGAAAACCAGGAUGCCAUUGAUGCCGCCAUUGUUGGGAUGCUCGCUGACCCGAAAGAGGCAAGGGCUGGGAUUAGGGAGGUGCAUUUCCUUCCAUUCAAUCCUGUUGACAAGAGAACUGCUUUGACUUACAUCGAUGCUGAUGGAAAUUGGCACCGGGCAAGUAAAGGUGCUCCAGAGCAGAUCAUGACCUUGUGCAACCUAAGGGAAGAUACUAAGAAAAAGGUCCAUGCUAUUAUCGACAAGUUUGCAGAGAGAGGCCUCCGUUCACUUGCUGUUGCAAGACAGGAAGUUCCUGAGAGAACUAAAGAAAGUGCUGGUGCUCCAUGGCAGUUUGUAGGGUUGCUGUCACUUUUUGACCCCCCUAGGCAUGACAGUGCUGAAACCAUUAGAAGAGCUCUUAAUCUUGGAGUAAAUGUCAAGAUGAUUACUGGUGAUCAACUAGCCAUAGCAAAGGAGACUGGAAGGAGACUUGGCAUGGGAACAAACAUGUACCCAUCUGCUUCCUUGCUUGGUCAAGAUAAAGAUGCAAAUAUUGCUUCACUUCCCGUGGAAGAGUUGAUUGAGAAGGCAGAUGGAUUUGCUGGAGUAUUCCCAGAGCACAAAUAUGAGAUUGUGAGGAAGUUGCAAGAGAGGAAGCACAUUUGUGGAAUGACUGGUGAUGGUGUCAAUGAUGCUCCUGCUCUGAAGAAGGCUGAUAUCGGUAUUGCAGUUGCUGAUGCCACCGAUGCAGCGAGAAGUGCUUCUGAUAUUGUCUUGACUGAACCUGGAUUGAGUGUUAUUAUAAGUGCUGUCUUGACUAGUAGAGCUAUUUUCCAAAGAAUGAAAAACUACACUAUCUAUGCAGUCUCCAUCACUAUACGUAUAGUGUUUGGCUUCAUGUUCAUUGCAUUGAUAUGGAAAUUUGACUUCUCUCCUUUCAUGGUUUUGAUUAUUGCCAUUCUAAACGACGGAACAAUCAUGACAAUUUCAAAGGACAGAGUGAAGCCAUCUCCCUUGCCUGAUAGUUGGAAACUGAAAGAAAUUUUUGCCACUGGGAUUGUGCUUGGAGGUUAUUUGGCUCUGAUGACUGUCAUAUUUUUCUGGGCAAUGAAAGAAACUGACUUCUUCCAUGACAAAUUCAAAGUUAGACCUCUAAAUGACAGUCCACAUGAAAUGAUGGCUGCUCUGUACCUACAAGUCAGUAUAGUGAGCCAGGCUCUGAUAUUUGUGACCCGUUCUCGUAGCUGGUCCUAUGUUGAACGCCCUGGGUUGCUUUUAAUGACAGCUUUUGUUAUUGCUCAGCUGAUUGCUACCUUCAUAGCAGUUUAUGCCAAUUGGGGAUUUGCAAGGAUCAAAGGAAUUGGAUGGGGCUGGGCUGGAGUAGUCUGGCUCUACAGUGUUGUCUUCUAUGUUCCACUGGACUUUUUAAAAUUUGCUAUCCGUUACAUCCUAAGUGGCAAGGCUUGGCUCAAUCUUCUAGAAAACAAGACUGCCUUCACCACCAAGAAAGACUAUGGAAAGGAAGAGAGGGAGGCUCAAUGGGCACUUGCUCAGAGAACACUGCAUGGACUUCAACCUCCAGAAGCUUCUAACAUUUUCAGUGAAAAGAAUAGUUACAGAGAACUCUCUGAGAUUGCUGAGCAGGCCAAGAGACGAGCCGAAGUUGCAAGGCUCCGUGAGCUUCACACGCUUAAGGGUCAUGUUGAGUCAGUGGUGAAGCUGAAAGGUCUGGACAUUGACACAAUCCAGCAGCACUACACUGUUUAAGGAAUUAAAAACAGCGAUUAAAGUUGUAUGUAGAUAGCAAAAGGGCCAGAGUUCAAAGGCAUGCCUGAAACAGUGGACUAGGAGAAGGCCUAACUAGGGAGAGAAUGUCUGUGUAAUAGCUCUCCUGAUCCGUUUAAUUUUGUUUUCUUCGUUUUGCCUUUUCAUGAUGCUUGUGCGUUCUUACCAAUUCCUCUGUGUUCUUCUUGGCAAUGGCAUAGAAGAAGACGAUGAUGAUGUACUUCAUAAUAGGAUUUUUUGACGUGGGAGAAUAAAGGUUUAUGGAAAUCACCUGAA
This is a messenger RNA of Prosopis cineraria, 3308 nucleotides long. Its product is annotated as plasma membrane ATPase 4. Lineage: Eukaryota; Viridiplantae; Streptophyta; Magnoliopsida; Fabales; Fabaceae. The transcript has 16 exons. The record is from RefSeq and is a predicted model, not a curated record. Gene Ontology annotation, molecular function: P-type proton-exporting transporter activity; ATP binding; ATP hydrolysis activity. Gene Ontology annotation, cellular component: plasma membrane. The coding region runs from base 150 to 3014 and encodes 954 amino acids. Gene Ontology annotation, biological process: regulation of intracellular pH; proton export across plasma membrane.